UUUUUAGUUUGGUAAUAAUUGUUAUUUAUUAGGGAACUUCUGUGUAGUGGAAAUUUCUUUAAUUUUUUUUUGUACCUACUAUGUUCAUUUUAGUUUAACAAUAUAUAUACCUUUACUAAUACCAAUUUCCAAAUUUUCCUAAAAUGAAACUUAAAUAAUAUGGGGGAGAGUUUAGUGUAUUCAUUAUUAUUUAUGCAAUUUAACUUGGUGAGUUUGCAUUUAAUAUAAUAACAGUGAAUUUUUAGUUUGCAAACAAAUGACAUACAAUUAAAAUCCAGUGUGAAACUAGAAUAUUUUAUUACAGAUCUAGAGAUUUUUUUCCCUCUGAUGCUGGGGCAUAUUAAACCUAACAAAAAGGUAACUGAUACAAAGUUUGUAUUUAUUUAUUUAUUUUUGGGUCGGGGGUCAGGGUCAUGUCUCUGAUUCAUGCUUCAGUAAAAUUCAGUUUUAUGAGCAAUGUGUCCAAUGAGCAAUGUGUCCUGACUGUUUCUGGAAGUCUCUCUAAAAUGUCUUGCUAUGAAUCCACUAUGAAUAGUUAUCCAGCUGCCAACUUUAGCUGUUGCUCAUAAUACUUCUAUUUCAAAGGAUAUAUUUGACUCCUGGUUCAUAUCUGUUUCAUUAAGGGCUGGAUUCUGCCACCCUUAUUCAUGUUGAGUAAUCCCUUACUUUGCAGGUAGUCUGAAUGAGUCUAUGUAAUGAUGGCAAAAUGAAGCCCCGGUGACUAAAAGCAACAGUUGUUUCUUUCAGUCUGACAGCUGCAAGCACAACUUCUCUCUUCACACCGACCAUUCUAAAUUCCAUCUUACAGACCUUGGUGCCGACAACAGCUAACAUUUUCAGUGCCUCCCCCCAACCCAAGUUACUCACAAAAUGGAUUCCCAAAGGGAACUCACUGAAGAACUUAGACUUUAUCAAUCCACCCUUCUUCAGGAUGGCCUCAAGGAACUCUUUGAAGAGAAAAAGUUUGUAGAUUGCUCCCUAAAAGCUGGUAACAAAAGUCUACCUUGCCACAGAUUGAUUCUAUCAGCUUGUAGUCCUUAUUUCCGUGAGUAUUUCUUAUCUGAGCAAAGUGAAGAUAAGAAGAAGGAGGUCGUUCUAGAUGAUGUUGAUCCCAACAUCUUGGACAUGAUCAUCAAGUAUCUUUAUUCUGCAAGUAUUGACCUCAAUGAUUCUAAUGUGCAAGAUAUUUUUGCUUUGGCCAGCCGUUUUCAAAUCCCUUCUGUAUUCACUGUGUGUGUCUCUUAUCUUCAGAAGAGACUAGCUGUUGGUAACUGUCUUGCCAUCCUUCGAUUAGGUCUCCUCCUUGACUGCCCAAGACUUGCUUUCUCUGCUCGUGAUUAUGUCUCAGACCACUUUGUGCAGAUUUGCAAAGAAGAAGACUUCAUGCAGCUUGCCCCCCAUGAACUUAUAUCAGUUAUUUCACCUGACAGCUUAAAUGUUGAAAAAGAGGAAGUAGUGUUUGAAGCAGUAAUGGAGUGGGUCCGAACAGACAAGGAGAACAGAGUAAAGAACCUGGGAGAAGUUUUUGACUGCAUUCGUUUUCGUCUUAUGUCAGAAAAAUACUUUAAAGAGCAUGUUGAGAAGGAUGAUAUUAUCAAAAGCAACUCAGAUCUUCACAAAAAACUCAAGGUUAUUAAGGAUGCCUUUGCUGGAAAAUUGCCUGAACCUGCCAAAAGCUCAGAAAAAUCGGGGAAAGGGGAAGUAAAUGGUGAUGUAGGGGAUGAAGACUUACUCCCUGGAUACCUAAAUGACAUUCCUAGGCAUGGCAUGUUUGUGAAAGACCUAAUUCUUCUAGUCAAUGAUACAGCUGCGGUGGCUUAUGAUCCCCUGGAGAAUGAGUGUUACCUGGCAGCCCUGGCAGAACAGAUUCCCAGAAAUCAUUCCAGCAUAGUCACCAAACAGAAUCAGGUCUGUGUUGUUGGAGGCCUUUAUGUGGAUGACGAGAACAAGGAUCAGCCUUUCCAGUCAUACUUCUUCCAGCUGGAUAGCGUUGCUGGUGAAUGGGUCGGACUUCCUCCACUGCCUUCAGCCAGGUGUCUCUUUGGACUGGGAGAGGCAGAUGGCAAAAUCUAUGUAAUUGCAGGCAAGGACCUUCAAACAGAGGAAUCUCUAGAUUCAGUAUUGUGCUAUGACCCUGUGGCAAUAAAAUGGAAUGAAGUCAAAAAACUUCCAAUCAAAGUAUAUGGCCAUGCUACAGUCUCAAACCAUGGGAUGAUAUAUUGUCUUGGAGGAAAGACUGAGGACAAAAAGUGUACUAACAGAACAUUUAUAUACAACUCCAAGAAGGGAGAUUGGAGAGAUCUGGCCCCCAUGAAAAUGGCUCGCUCAAUGUUUGGUGUGGCUAUCCAUAAAGGGAAAAUUGUGAUUGCAGGAGGUGUUACUGAAGAAGGCCUUACAGCCUCUGUUGAAGCUUUUGACCUUGCCACUAAUAAGUGGGAACUUAUGCCUGAGUUUCCCCAGGAGAGAAGCUCUAUCAGUUUAGUCACCUUGAGUGGAUCCCUUUAUGCUAUUGGUGGUUUUGCUAUGGUUCAACUUGAAUCUAAUGAAUUUGCACCCAGUGAAGUCACUGACAUAUGGAAAUAUGAUGAUGAGAAGAAAGAAUGGAGCGGCAUAUUGAAAGAGAUUCGUUAUGCCUCUGGAGCCUCCUGUCUUUCAACACGGUUAAAUCUAUUCAAGCUAUCAAAGCUAUAAACAAAAAGGCUGAAAAACUAACUGUGAGACCUGUGGAAAGCAGCAAGAGUUGUGAGCACCAGCAAGAGUCUGCUGUUCAACAGUUCCCACAGGCUGUGUGUGAAAAGCAAGGCUAUUUAGAGCUAGACAGAGCUAAUUUUGUAUGCAUUAUUGAAACCACUAGGAGCCAGAAAUGAAAAUGUAUCAAAGGCCUUGAUUAUUGUAUAUUCUAUUUCUAUAAUAAUUAUAUAAUACAGGUUUCAUAAUAAAGUCUUUGGCCAAAAUGUAA
Messenger RNA from Alligator mississippiensis (American alligator), 2959 nucleotides. RefSeq names its product kelch like family member 41 (gene KLHL41). Gene Ontology annotation, molecular function: protein binding. Lineage: Eukaryota; Metazoa; Chordata; Crocodylia; Alligatoridae. The transcript is spliced from 8 exons. The record is from RefSeq and is a predicted model, not a curated record. Bases 871 to 2691 code for a protein of 606 amino acids.